Molecule: messenger RNA, 5582 nt
Organism: Drosophila busckii
Lineage: Eukaryota; Metazoa; Arthropoda; Insecta; Diptera; Drosophilidae
Gene: Cad86C
Product: cadherin-86C
Exons: 10
Coding region: 203-5125 (1640 amino acids)
Biological process (GO): homophilic cell-cell adhesion
Cellular component (GO): plasma membrane
Molecular function (GO): calcium ion binding
Source: RefSeq, a predicted model, not a curated record
AUGUAUUUUAUUUUUUAAGGACGCCAAGCGGGGCACAGAACUCGAUUACGUAAUUGCGCGUAAGAAUCCACUCUACCAGAAACCAGUCUACCUCGAGUUAUGGGGUUCGCCUUUGUUUGCCAUAAGACAAAAAAUCGUAUCAACGGAGACCACAGAGGGCACAGUGUUUCUCCUGGGGCCCUUGGAUUUCGAAAAACAAGCCAUGUACCAUUUAACAAUACUCGCUAAUGAUGCAUAUGCUGAGCCUGGUCAGGACAGUCGCAAUAUUGCGGGCAUGGAAAUCGUUGUCAUUGUGCAAGAUGUACAAGAUCAGCCGCCUGUGUUCACGCUGGCGCCACCAGUCACCAAGCUGCCAGCGGGCAUAUUGCCAGGCGAUAAGAUAUUGCGAGUGCAUGCCGAGGAUGGGGACAAGGGCAAUCCACGUGAGGUGCGCUAUGGCUUGGUGUCCGAAAAUAAUCCAUUUACAUCGUUUUUUGAUAUCAACGAUACCAGCGGCGAGAUAUUUCUGAUGCGACCUCUGGAGGACAUUGCCGCCAUCACACAUGUGGGCGAUCCGGUCUUGCUCACUGUAAUUGCCGAGGAAGUUAAAGUUGGUCGUGACGAACCGCCAGCAAUGGCUUCGACUGUGCAAUUAGCAUUCUUCUUGCCAGAACGUACCAAUUCACCGCCAUACUUUGAGAAUGAUCACUAUGUCUCUAGAGUCGACGAAAAUGCGCCGCAGGGCACAGCGCUAACUUUUGUUGAUCCCUAUGUGCCACGGGUAUACGAUGACGAUACAGGAAAGAAUGGCGUCUUCUCGCUGACAUUACUCAAUAAUAAUGGCACAUUCGAGAUAACGCCAAAUGUGGCUGAGCGAAGUGCAUCGUUUCUUAUUCGCGUGCGGGACAGCUCUUGGUUGGAUUAUGAAGUGCGCCAAUCUGUACAAUUCAGCAUACUUGCCCAGGAGCUGGGCCCAGCUACAAAUCUUUCAGCCAUUGUGAAUGUCACCGUGUACAUCAACGAUGUGAAUGACAAUCCGCCUGUGUUUGAUCAAACAGAAUACACGGUUGAAUUGCCGGAGAAUAUGACAAUGGGCACUAAGGUGGUGCAAGUGCAUGCUAGCGACUUGGACUCUGGUUUGGGUGGCAAGGUGCGAUAUACUGCAAUAUUGGGCUAUCUAAACACCUCGCUCAAUCUAAAUCCAGAAAGCGGUCUAAUCACCGUGUCGACCAAUAAUCACGGCUUCGACCGAGAAAUCAUGCCUGAGUAUCACUUAUAUGUGGAGGCACGUGACUUGGAUGGUGAGGGCAACAGAGUCCAGGUUCCGCUCAUCAUUAAGUUGAUCGACGUGAAUGACGAGGUGCCAAUUUUUGAUAAGGACUUGUACGAGUUUAUACUUGCCACUGACUUAAAGAGCUUUACAACCAGCGCUUUUAUACAUGCAACAGACAAGGAUGCCACAGCUCCCAACAAUGAAGUACGCUACGAACUUAUCAAUGGCAAUUAUGAGAAUAAUUUUGCACUUGAUAAGCUAUCGGGGGAAUUAACAGUGCGUGAAAAGAUUAGUCUGCGUUCGAAAAAACUUCAGCAGCAGCAGCAGCAGCGACGACGUCGUGCUGCCGAAUCCAUGGCCGUAUCCAGUGAUGAAAGCGAUAUAUUCAUAUUAACUGCGCGCGCCUAUGAUCUAGGCGUACCUGUGCGCUUUUCAACAACCACCAUACGCGUCUAUCCGCCAGAGAGUCGUAAGCGCUCUAUGACCUUUGUGGUCCCAGGUUAUAAUCCGAACAAGCGAGAGACUGAAGAAACGUUAUCCACCAUUACGGGAGGCAAAGUUUUAAUUCAUGACAUACGGCCACUUAAGCCAGAAGAGCCUGGAGCAAAUCAAAUACCUAAUGGCAAUCCGAGCAUCAAGGAACGCAGCGUAGUGACAGCAACUGUGCUGCACGACAGCUCGUCCGUAGUUGAUAUCUCUCAGAUACAGCAGCGACUGUCUCAGUAUAACAACUCCUAUGCCAUUAUACCACAAGAUACUACGCAAACUGAUAACCUUACUCCUUUGCAGACACAGUACAAGGCGGAGAAUAAGGUCUUAUUUUGGCUGCUAAUACUGCUCGCCACACUGGUUGCUUUGACUAUUUUGAUCUUGCUGCUCUGCUGCAUUUGCUCCUGGUGCCCUCUCUAUAGCGCAGCGACCAAAAGAAUAGUUAAUAUCAGUAAAACUGAAGACGAUGUACAUCUAGUACAUAGAGAAAUGGCAAAUGGAAAACAAACAAAAUCUGUUCAGGUCGCAGAGUGGAUGGGAAGACGCGAGGCCUGGUCCGCGGAGAAACCACCAGAUACACGAACGAAGCCUACCCGCUGGGAGUUCCGCGAUGGACGUGAACAGUCUGACGAAAACUUAGAAAUACACCCAUCUAGUAUGAAUCAUGAUGGUGAAGCGACACACCGCAUACAAUCAGCUGAAUAUCAACAAAGACGUGUCCGCAUUAAAAAUAACCGCACUGCCAAAGAUGAAACACAUCAAAGUUUUCAUAACUCUAGAACUAAUUUAAUAAAUGACCGUGACGUUUACAUUGAAGACGUCAUGGAUGGUACGCAUUUGGAAGAAGUAAAGGAAAACUUUACCCGAAGCAAUUUAAAUAAGCAAUUGGAACAUGGUCGACAUAAAAGCUACGAUUCUGAAAAUCGUCAAAUUGAUGACGAUUCAAUGCGAAGACACGAAAUUGAUCGUGGUAGCGACAUCGAUUUCAAUACUGCCCAAAAUAGUCUCAAGGCUAAACGAGAGCUCUUUAUUAAGGAUGGUAAUGUUGAGAUUCUACAGCUUAUGACUAGAGAUAAAACACGUGAUGGAGCCGCUAUGGAUGAUGACAAUAUAUAUGUAAAUGUGCCAGUAAAACCUUCAACCAACCUUUCGCAUCCACAAUUACUUAUGGUAGAUAAUACAGGCAAAGAAAUAUUGAUGAGACGAUUUAUUGAAGAACAGCCAGAUGGCAAGCAAAUUAUUCGAGAACACUACCAUAUUGUACCUGGUGCUACAUACAUUCAGUCAAUGCCAAAUGAGAUACAACAAGGAUCAACACUUAAAGGCGAUACGUUUCCUUUGGGUAAAUCGGGACCAAAUAGUGUAGUUUACUCACAAACGGAGCCUGAAGUCAAAGUUAUACACACCCAAUCAGUUCAGGGUGCAGAGGGCGUGUCUCAAAUACAGCCAGCCAUUUCGAACCAAUCUCUUACUCAGGAGCUGGAGCACUCACUCAAGCAACAGAACGCGCUUUUGCGCCAAAUACUGUUGGAGAAAGAGAAACUGGAAUCUAGGUACACCCAACACGAAUUUGUUUUAGAAACCCAAAGUCUUCCAGGUCAACCCAUGGCCAUUGCGACACAGACGGACUGCGAUGCCGGCACGCAAACUGAGCCAAUGGAGAACAUUUACGAAAGGACAACUAAUAACUUGCCGGGGAAAAUAGGUAGCCGUCAUACCCGUCGACGCGCACGUAGUGAAAACGAUGAUUCUAUGUCUGAGGAUGAAUAUAAAUAUGUAAGGUUUAGUCCACCUAACAGUCCCGAGGGUGUUUAUUGGAUAAAGCGUCGUCGUCCAAAAAAGCAGUCAAGACCACGGGGCAGUAGAAGAAUUGUUAUGGUAGAGGAAAUGAAGCGCAAAAUACGCACACCCAUCAAAGAAGAAGAAGAAGUCUAUGAUAAUAAAAAGCGAGUUCCACCCAAAAAACCGCUCCGAGAAACAAAAACGAGUAUUUUGCGAAAGCAACUAAGUGAUGAGAGCCGAAAAAUAGAAAAAGAUGCCAGUGUGCGUCGGAAAGGUGAUGCGCUAAGCAAGGAAGUAUUAAUGGAAAUAUCAGACUCACUCGAUGAACUUGCAAGUCCCGAAAAGCAUCGUAAGCGUUAUAUAUCUGUAGAGCAGUUCUAUGACAAUUCUGACGGCGAAGUCGACGGUAAUGAAACUGAAUGCUCCAUCGACUCAGAUGAUGAUGAAAUAGUAAUUCGAACAAAUACAUCAGGGAGAGAUAUCUUCGCUAAACAUCCGAAAAACACAGAGCACUAUGAAAUGCUCAUGAAAAACGUUGCCCAUCAUAGUAAAAGUAUACAUACAAGCUCAAGAUCAAGGUCAAGAUCACCAUCCGAAUCGCGUAAUGCCAACCCAGAAGUAAAUCCAAGAAUUUCGCGUAGAGAUAGCUCAAGACAUAGCAAUAACGCUCGUAAGCAAACAUCUUCAGAGCCACCACACAGCCGCUUAUCAAUUUCAAAAUAUGAAGCGACUUUAAAUGAAAAUGGCAGACACAUCACAUCCACAACAAGUGAAAUAAGCAAAUCCAAACGUCCGUCAAACGAGCGCAUCUACCAAAGUGAAACAGAACUGGCCGGUCAAGAAGGCGAAAGUGACCAAAAUAUUCCAAAAUAUAUGGAGUGGUACUAUAGAAAGAAGAAGCAGUCCGUAAGUGGCCGCACCUCAACAGAGUCAUCCAAAUCGCAAUUAUCUACAAAAAAGAAAGUAAAUGUGCCCGAAAAGCGUGUGUCGAAAUCUCGUGUAAGUUUAAAGGCUGAAGAGCAGGCUCAACAUGAUGAUGAGGUUAAAUUUAAACCAGAACCAGCACCUAGAAAAUCACCGCCAAAAGGAAGUCGUUUGCUAAAAGAGGAUAGAGCCCUAAAUAAACAACACAAGCCUAAAAUUGAGACUGAUACGAAUCAUCCGCUGCUGCAGCACUCAGAACAUCGCUUUGAACGGGAGAACGCAACAGAGGUACCUAUACCACCCACCAAGUUACCACACUACAUGUAUCCAGAAACACCGCCCCAUGCGGCACCUGCGGAAAAAUCUAAUGCAACACAAAAAAACAAACCCAAGCCAUCGCCCAUAAAAGAAAACGAAAUAAAGGUAACAAAUUCAAAAAUAAACCUCUAUGUCGAAGAUCGAAAUGCAGCGCACCCUCCGUCCCACGCACAAAAACAGUUGAACGCAUCAACGCUGGAAGAUGACCACGACUCGGGAAUAGCCAUGAACUCUUUAAUGAACAGCAUGGGUCGGCGUAAUCCGAUUGCUGAGAAGAAAAGCGUUUUCUCUAUUGCCUAUGACGAUGUAAGUCGCGUUAAGAAAAUUCCAUCGGGCGGCGAAUCCCCUCAAUAUUCGUAAUACGCGCAUUACAAAUUAGUUUAAACAAAUCAAUACAUAUAUUGAAAUGUGAUAGCCUCUAAGGCUCUUAUUUUGCAGCAACGAAUCGUCUCACGUUUCAUUGUACAUAAAACGUUUGUACACUAAAAACUUAAGUUAACGAUAGAGAAGUACGAUAGCAUUUAGCAACUGGUUUUUGUGCACCCAACAGUAAAAGUUACGAUGUGUGGAAUUAAUUGUAAGUAGCCUCCAGCUAACUUAAGUAAAAUGAGUUGUGCAACUGUAUAGACAAAAUAUUUAAUUUUAUGUCAUAAAGAAACAAAUAAAUUUGUCUAUUUUACAAGCAUUUGCUGACUUAACUGCAAAUCAUUAAAGGCGAGUAUUUAAGAGUAUUUUGUUAUGCCAUUGUUAAGUUUAAGGACUAAGCAUAGUAAACAGAAACUUUGAUAAUUUAUAGUUUUCAAGAGUCUUUUCGUUC